CUUAUGUCGUCAGUCACUUUGGAAAAAGACCAGCUGCAGACCAGAUACGACAAACUGUACAACAACUACAGCGAGGUCAAGGGACAAAUUUCAGAUAUGGCAGUGAACAUCAGUCAGUUACAGAGCAGUUACAAGACACUGAGGAAAAAUCACAGCCAGAUACAGGAUGAAGUAAAGCAGCUGAAGGACAAAAUUAAAGAGAAGUGUUGUCCUGAAGGAUGGAAGAGAUUUGGAUUCAGCUGUUACUUUAAAUCCAAUGAGAAGAAAACUUGUUCUGAAAGCAGAAGUGACUGUCAAAGGAAAGGAGCAGAUCUGGUGAUCAUAAACAACAAAGAGGAACAG
Molecule: messenger RNA, 342 nt
Organism: Micropterus dolomieu (smallmouth bass)
Lineage: Eukaryota; Metazoa; Chordata; Actinopteri; Centrarchiformes; Centrarchidae
Product: CD209 antigen-like protein 2
Exons: 3
Cellular component (GO): plasma membrane
Molecular function (GO): transmembrane signaling receptor activity
Source: RefSeq, a predicted model, not a curated record